AUGUCGGACGCGCCGGCGAGCCCGCCGGGCAGCGACAGCGACGGCUUUAGCGGCGUCAGGGAGCAGGACAGGUUCCUGCCCAUCGCCAACAUCAGCAGCAUCAUGAAGAAGCCAAUCCUGGCCAACGGCAAGAUCGCCAAGGACGCCAAGGAGAUCGUGCGGGAGGCGAGCGGCAAGUGCCAGAGGGAGAAGUGCAAGACCAUCAACAUCGACGACCUGCUCUGGGCGAUGGCCACGCUAGGCUUUCAGGAGUACAUUGAGCCCCUCAAGGUUUAUCUGCAGAAUUACAGAGAGGUUGCUGACUUUGGUCUGGCCAAGAUCCAGCACGAAGACGACACAGCCAUGUGUCUACGCUGGCGAUGGGGACUUUCGGCUGUUUACAUGGCCGAGUGGUCCAGAGAUGUUUCCUUCAUGCAGCAGUUUAAGUUGCUUCCAAUUAAAUCUGCUAUUAAUUGA
This is a messenger RNA of Triticum urartu, 456 nucleotides long. Its product is annotated as nuclear transcription factor Y subunit B-1-like. Gene Ontology annotation, cellular component: CCAAT-binding factor complex. Gene Ontology annotation, biological process: regulation of transcription by RNA polymerase II. Lineage: Eukaryota; Viridiplantae; Streptophyta; Magnoliopsida; Poales; Poaceae. Gene Ontology annotation, molecular function: protein heterodimerization activity; DNA-binding transcription activator activity, RNA polymerase II-specific; RNA polymerase II cis-regulatory region sequence-specific DNA binding. The record is from RefSeq and is a predicted model, not a curated record.